Molecule: messenger RNA, 1379 nt
Organism: Candoia aspera
Lineage: Eukaryota; Metazoa; Chordata; Lepidosauria; Squamata; Candoiidae
Product: mitogen-activated protein kinase 15-like
Exons: 2
Coding region: 182-604 (140 amino acids)
Source: RefSeq, a predicted model, not a curated record
GUUGCUUUGCCUUGCAGAUCUGGAAGCCUUCCAUUCUGACUACCAAGCAUUGGUGAUCCACUGUGUGAACUGCCAGUGAGUGUUUCUUUUUGCUGAAUGGAACAUGGUUCCAGAGAAGGCGUCUCUUUCACCCUAGCAAGGCCACCGGGUAAGGGUGUCUGGGAGCACUCUGUGGUUUGGAAUGGCAGCAUGCUUUUUGUCCAACUGCAGGCCCCAGCUGACCCUGGAGGAGCUUUUGCCUGCCUCCACCCCUCCCCAGGCGCUGGACCUUCUGAAACAGCUCUUGGUGUUUAACCCUGAGAAAUGGCUAACAGCGGAGGAGGCGCUGGAGCAUCCCUAUGUGCAAAGGUUCCACUGUGCUGCCAAGGAGCCUGCUCUAGACCACAGUGUGACCCUUCCUCUUGCCGACGAUGUGCAGCUCUCGGUGGCGGAGUAUUGCAAUCGGGUUUAUGAGGUAAUGCCCUGCCCCAGCACAGAACAGAUCCAAGGGGCCUUUAGCCAUAAUCUUGGAAGAACCCUUAAUGGCCAGAGGGCUGAGAGAUGGCACGUCCUGUUCUUCAAAAUGAAGGAAAAAGGAGAAUCCAGGAAUUUACUCCUGACAUAACCAAGAAACUUCUAGACAGUUGUUCAUCACAAUUCCUCUUUAAUAUCUUGAAAACAAACCAGUGUCAGUUUGAAUGUGUCAAGCUAACUUUACCUCCCUUUAGGAUUGAGUAAGGCAGUAAAUCAUGGGAGUGUUGCAGGCACAGUAUUACAUGAUUUCAGCAAAGCUUUUUGUGAAAUAUGUCAAGGCAUUCUGAUUAGUGUGUUACUGAAAUGCAAAUUAAUCCCAGCUUGGUGUCUCAGCGUGUUCAGUGAAAUGGAGAGGGUCAAAAGAAGUGUUACAAAGUUUAGUAUUUUAAUAAUAAAGCCUGGAUGAGCAGAGCAGAGGGUGCACUUACCAGAUUUUCAGAUGACAGAGAAUUUGGUGAGAUACCACUGAAGUCAGAAACAAAAUUUAGAAUGGCCCUGUUAGUUAAAGAAGUGGUUGAAAAAAAGAAAAGGAAGCUUAACAUAAAUAAAUGCUAAGUUCUUCACUUAGGAAUCAUGUGGUAAGGGCCCAGUGUAUAGGACAAGGUAUGCCUGGCAUGGUGAUAUUCUAAAAUGCAGAAAGACGGAUUCCAGACAAACUUUAGAAAAAGCUUCCUAACAGCCAGAGCAGUUUGACAGUGGAGGCAGAUGUUUCGAUAGUAGGCCAGUUCCCUUUCAGUAGAAGUGUUCAUGGAGACACUGGACCACCAUGUGUUGGGUGUGCCUGGAUUUUGAUUUGCUUGGCCUUGAGCAGGGGGUUGGAAUGCAUGGCCUAAAUGACCUCUUCCAGAACUAGCAUUCUGUGAGGG